AGUUAAAGGGAGCUUACUGUGUAAAGACUGGGUGAUAAGCUUGCGGCGGUUACUUCCCUUGAUAAGAAAAGCGAAGGUUUCCGAAUGAUACAAAUUCAACUUCCUUUUCCGGUUUAGGUGAAAAACAUCAGCAAGAUGUUGAUGCCAAAGAAGAACAGAGUGUCUAUCUACGAGUACUUGUUCAAGGAGGGAGUUCUUGUAGCCAAGAAAGACUUCACAGCACCUAAACAUCCAGAAAUAGAUGUUCCAAACUUGCAUGUGAUUAAAGCUUUGACAUCUUUGAAGUCAAGGGGUUAUGUAACAGAACAGUUUGCAUGGAGACAUUUUUACUGGUACCUCACCAAUGAGGGUAUUCAGUAUCUACGUGACUUUCUCCAUCUGCCCGCAGAAAUUGUCCCAGCAACAUUGAAACGUCAAACCAGGCCAGAAACAGCCAGGCCAAGACCUAAAGAAUCCUAUGGUGGUGAGGGCCAAAGGUCCCAGGCUCAAGACAGACAGGAAUAUAGGCGUGCAGCAGGACCACCUGGUGGAGACAAGAAGGCUGAUGCUGGAGCUGGUGGUGGAGAAUUCAGCUUUAGAGGAGGUGCUGGAAGUGGCGCCCCAUCUCGAGGUGGAUUUGGCCGAGGCCGUGGAGGUGGUUUCGGAGCUCCUCCUGCUCCUGGUGGACAGUAAAAACAUUAAAUCUGUGUACAUAUAAAAAUGAAAAAAAUAAAGAGAAAAAUACCAAA
Messenger RNA from Ruditapes philippinarum (Manila clam), 728 nucleotides. Its product is annotated as small ribosomal subunit protein eS10-like. Gene Ontology annotation, molecular function: structural constituent of ribosome; RNA binding. The transcript is spliced from 6 exons. Lineage: Eukaryota; Metazoa; Mollusca; Bivalvia; Venerida; Veneridae. Gene Ontology annotation, cellular component: cytosolic small ribosomal subunit. Bases 136 to 672 code for a protein of 178 amino acids. The record is from RefSeq and is a predicted model, not a curated record.